CCUAGGUUCAUGCGGAGCAGCUGUAAAGUUUUCCGAGCUAAGGGGAGUCACUUUUACAGCGUGUGUGGGGGUGGCGGGGAGAGAGGUUGGGGUAUCAGAAGCAACAGGGUCUGUCUGCCUCGGAGCUGCGGUGGCGGCUCUGUUGCGCUGAGCACUUACAGGCUGUAUAAUUAACCGGGAAGGCAGUGAAUUAAAUCUUUGUAAAGCCCACCGAGUGGGGGGUUCCUGCAAGCUCUUUUCCAACCGGUCUCAGGCGGCUGGGAUAACAUCAGAAACAGCAGCAGCAAGCCAAAAAAAAAAAAAAAAAAAAAAAAAAGGGGGGAGCCCGCUGGACGCCGCAGGAGAGCCAAGCCCCCGCUCGGUGCGAGUGCUCCCGCCGGCGGGGAGCUGCGGGCGGCCGAUGGACGAGCUCCGCGGGGCCCGGCCGCUGCGGCUGCUCCUGCUCCUGGCGCUGGUGCCUUCGCUCCGGGGCCAAGAUCUUUCUAUGGAAGAAUGCUGUGACAAGGGUAUCGAAUGGGCAAAUAAAAACAGAAUAUGUACUUCUCUGCCAUUAAUAUCCGAGUCCAGAGAAUGCAGCAUGACUCAGGUACAGUGCUGCCACAGCCAGCUGGAGAAGCAGUACUGUUCAGAUGGGAUUGAAUUUGCCAAUGUUCGUGAGGAGUGUGACUCACAUCUUGGUGAAAAUUCCACUUGUGAAGAUGAAUACUUCAAGACAUGUUGUCACUGUUGUUUGUUGGGAAAGGCUGCCCAAAUUCAAGGACAGAGUUGUGAACCCAACCCGAAGAUAGGAUACCAGUGUGGAAUUGUCUUCCGAGCUUGCUGUGUGAAGGGUCAAGAAGGCAUUGAUAUGUCCAUCAGUGAUGAUGCUCCUAAAAAGGAGCAAGUUGAAAUUUCAAAGGAGGAACUAGACCAAGAAGAUCCUUAUCUGCAUGAUGGCUGCAGAGGUGGUGGUCCCUGCUCUCAGCAGUGCAGAGACACAGGAUCCAGUUAUGUCUGCUCCUGCUUUGUUGGGUAUCAGCUUCAGCCAGAUGGUGUCAACUGUGAAGAUAUUAAUGAGUGUAUCACUGGGACGCACAGCUGUGGGAUUGGACAAACCUGUGUCAAUACAUUAGGAUCCUUUCGCUGUCAGCGGGACACGAGCUGUGGAACUGGUUAUGAACUAACAGAUGACAGUCGUUGCAAAGAUAUUGACGAAUGUGAGACUGGUACUCAUAACUGCCCCCCCGAUUUUAUCUGUCAGAAUACUCCAGGAUCUUUCCGUUGCCGACCCAAGCUACAGUGCAUGAAUGGGUUUAUACAAGAUGCGCUAGGCAACUGUAUUGAUAUCAACGAAUGCCUGAGCACCAACAUGCCAUGCCCAGCCGGGCAGAUAUGUAUUAACACUGAUGGCUCGUAUACCUGCCAGCGUAUCUCACCCAGCUGUGGCCGAGGUUAUCAUCUCAACGAAGAUGGAACAAGAUGCGUAGAUGUGGAUGAGUGCUCAUCCUCUAAUCAGCCUUGUGGAGAAGGACAUGUUUGUAUAAAUGCCCCAGGCAAUUACCGUUGUGAGUGCAAAUCUGGCUAUUCUUUUGAUGUCAUCAGUAGGACUUGUAUUGAUAUCAAUGAAUGCAGACGCUAUCCAGGCCGCCUUUGUGCUCACAAGUGUGAGAAUACUCCUGGUUCCUAUUACUGCACUUGUACCAUGGGAUUCAAACUUUCAACUGAUGGCAGGUCAUGUGAAGAUUUAAAUGAGUGUGAGAGCAGCCCCUGUAGUCAAGAGUGUGCCAAUGUGUAUGGCUCCUAUCAGUGUUACUGCCGCCGUGGCUUUCAACUCAGUGACAUAGAUGGGAUUUCAUGUGAAGAUAUUGAUGAAUGUGCUUUACCUACUGGAGGGCAUAUCUGUUCCUUUCGAUGUAUUAAUAUUCCUGGGAGUUUUCAAUGUACUUGUCCCUCCACUGGUUACAGGUUGGCACCCAAUGCACGCAACUGCCAAGAUAUUGAUGAGUGUGUUGCAGAAAGCCACAACUGCUCUUUCAAUGAGACCUGCUUUAACAUCCAGGGGGGCUUUCGCUGUCUGUCUUUGGAAUGUCCAGAAAAUUACCGCAAGUCAGGAGAUACUGUCAGACUUGAAAAGACAGAUACUAUCCGCUGCAUUAAAUCUUGUCGACCAAAUGAUGUCAACUGUGUGUUGGAUCCAGUCCACACAAUUUCCCACACUGUCAUUUCACUGCCCACGUUCAGAGAAUUUACACGACCUGAAGAGAUUAUUUUUCUUCGUGCCAUCACACCUACAUAUCCGGCCAACCAGGCAGAUAUCAUAUUUGACAUAACAGAAGGAAAUUUAAGAGAUUCCUUUGAUAUCAUCAAGCGUUACAUGGAUGGUAUGACAGUGGGUGUAGUUCGCCAGGUGAGGCCCAUUGUUGGACCUUUCCAUGCCAUCCUGAAACUGGAGAUGAACUACGUCAUGGGUGGAGUGGUAUCUCAUCGUAACAUCGUCAAUGUUCACAUCUUUGUCUCCGAGUACUGGUUCUGAGAGAGCGUUUAAAAUCCCACACAGGCAAGCCACUCCGACCUAAAUCAUUACCACAAACUAUUACAUCAUAUACUUGUUUGUAAAACCCAAUAGUGUUUUUGUUUGUUUGUUUUAUUUUUAAAUAUUUGGUUUAUAGUUUAAGACAAAUAACAAGCUAUUAUGUUGAUUAGACAUAGGGUGGAGAAAAUUAAGUGAGACUGAUGUAGUUGUCUGUAUAAAUAAGUAGUGUGUAAAAGUGUUCAGCUGCCUAGUGAAACUUAAAACUUUUCUAAAUGUUUAGGCAGAUCUUAACUAUUGCUCCUUGGCCAGAUAACCAGAGCAACUGAGGAUGUGGAACAACUUACAUGUCAGAGUUCAUUGGGAUAAUUAUACGGUAUCUUUGGAUGGAGAAGUUUGGUACCUCAAUAUUAACUACCUUGAAGGAGUCAGAUUGUCAGAAAGUGCUAAAUAUUCACUUUUGGGCCCCAGUAGAAUAACUCUGAUUAGACACCCACAAUUGCUAAUAGUUUCUGAAAAGUUUAGCCUAGAUAUUUAAAAAGCACCAUUCAGCUACGGCUACAAGAGGAAGUGCAGAAGGAAUUAGAAAUAGUAGGAGACUAACAAGCUAUUGCACAUAUUAAAAAAAUACUCCUUUUUUUGUACUUAUUAUUUGAUUGUAAGAUUAUGUUUGAUUCUAAUUAAACAAAUACCUCUCAUUGAAAUUAACCUGUUACAAGGAUAAGGCAUAUUGCUUAAAUGCCAAUCUCAUCUGUACUCAACAAUACAUGGGAAACUCAGACCUCUGUCUCCUGUCUGUUAUAGAGCAAAGCUCCAUACCUUUCUAAAAUUGGUAAUAAAAUUAACAUGUUAAACUGUACACUUCUUAUGCACCAAACCAAAUAUAAUGAAACUCUCACAAAUAAAUGAAUGUUUAAUGUAUUUUCUGGCCAUCAAAGUAACGUAUCUUUUUUAUUACAGAACAAAAAAUAAAUAGUUCCAUGUUUCAGUUUGUUAUGUUUGUUAAGAUAUGAGGAAAUAAAAUCAGAUGGGAAAUACUCAGAAGUACGGUAUUGUUUCUGCUUAUCAGAAAAAUGAUAUAUCUCCUGAAAGUAAGUUAAUUACAUGUAUAUAUACACAUUCCCCACUCAAAAAACAGUCUGCUAUUUCGUCAGACAUUAUUGGUGCUGGGCAUUUGUCUCUUCCUUUUAUACAAAAGCCCCUGAAGCUUAAGGGCAUCUUUCCAUUGACCUGAAUGAUCUUUGAAUAAGAAUAAUAAAUAUUGUCCUCUGUGAUCAAUUGCAAAUGAAAGACCAUAGCAACUCCACUGUGUACAUACAGAAGUCUUCAUUCCAUUUUCUGUGGCAGUGAAGCUUCUCUGCCAGCAGCAUUCUCACUCCUUAAAUUAAGAUUUUAUGAUAACACAUUCUCAUAAAUAAAAUUUGAUUAAAGGAUACCCUCUUGAUGGUAUUUGUUCCCCCACACACUUACAGAGCAUCCCAACCCCAUACAUAGCCUGGUUUUCAGGAUGCUAUCAGCUUAAAAUGUGUUCGGUGUUGUCAGUGGCUACCUCUAAAGUCCUUAUGAUUUCAAUAAAUACUUACAUAUUUCUGUAGUAAAUUGAUGUGAUAUUUGUAGCAGGUGACCUUCAUCAUUCAAGUAACUGAUGGAGAUUUUGGAAAGCACCAGAUUACAAGAGGUACUGUUGACUUCAGGGAUUACUAGCCUAUGUAAUUCUCAUUUAGACUGGAAAGUAAAAUUUUUUCUUAUACUAACAGAGUUCAAGAAAAGGAGGAUGAAAGACUCUCCUGAUAUCAUCAAGUUCUUUUUCUUGCCAGUGUAGGAAAAGUAAGUAGCCUUAGUACCAAAAAUACAAAAACUGUUUCCACCUGAUUUUCUAGAUUGUAAAUUUUGAUCCUUUAUUUCCUCUGUAAGUGGUAUUUAGUUACAGUGAAAAGAACUUUGGGACAGCAGAAAUCUGAUUUUAGGAUCAAACUGCUGAACAAACUAAUUUACAAACUUCUCCUUUCUGUAAAGAAGGCAGACGCCACCACAGAAAUACACCUCUCCCUUUCUUCUGUCUGCAUUUCUGAGUAAAAAUAGGAUAGAAGAAGGAUUACCACUACUUUCUGGAAAACUGUUUUCCUACAUUGUCCCAAAUAAUCUUUGAAAAUUGCAAGCAGCUUUUUAAAAAUUCCUGAUGUCAUAUGAGAACGUUGAUCCAGUAGAUUAUUUUAUGUUUUGUAUAUAAUGAGUGCUUCGUGCCAUUGUCACUGUGAUGUAUCUUAACUUUUAAUAGAUCAGCAUAGAAAAACAAGAUGAUUUGGUAAUGAUAGGAAAGAUUAAAUAUUUCUCUCAUCCGAACCUGUGACAAUAAAGUUUCAUUUGUUGAAAAGGGG
Messenger RNA from Tyto alba (common barn owl), 4887 nucleotides. It is a transcript of the gene FBLN1, whose product is annotated as fibulin 1. Gene Ontology annotation, cellular component: extracellular region. Gene Ontology annotation, biological process: extracellular matrix organization. The record is from RefSeq and is a predicted model, not a curated record. Gene Ontology annotation, molecular function: calcium ion binding; peptidase activator activity. NCBI's taxonomy places the organism in Eukaryota, Metazoa, Chordata, Aves, Strigiformes, Tytonidae. The transcript is spliced from 17 exons. The coding region runs from base 401 to 2512 and encodes 703 amino acids.